This is a messenger RNA of Polyodon spathula (Mississippi paddlefish), 3373 nucleotides long. Its product is annotated as EF-hand and coiled-coil domain-containing protein 1-like. NCBI's taxonomy places the organism in Eukaryota, Metazoa, Chordata, Actinopteri, Acipenseriformes, Polyodontidae. Bases 262 to 2148 code for a protein of 628 amino acids. Gene Ontology annotation, molecular function: calcium ion binding. The record is from RefSeq and is a predicted model, not a curated record. The transcript has 8 exons.
CUCCGCAGACGUCACAAAACACAUGUUGGGUUUUAUUUUGAUAGUCUGAAUUUCUUGCGGCAUUACUUGGAGGAUAAGGAGGGAUACCACCCUACUCGCUGGAACACUGGAUCAAUAAGGGGGACUAUGCAAGAGGGUGUGGUGUGGUGCAUUGCUUUGUACCGAAGAUGGGACGAGAGAGUGUUCAACUCCAGACUGUUAAAUAGUAUUCAUUAUAGUUGGAAGUUAAAAGUGUAUUAAAAUAUAAUCGCACUUUAAAAUAUGGAUAAAUUGGAUGCCUGCGAUCCCUACAGCCGACCAGCCCGAAGAACACAGUGGAUUGUCAGCACGUUGGCUUACCAUUACGGUUUAGACCGCGGAGUGGAAAACGAAAUUAUAGUUCUGGCCACCGGUUUGGACCAGUACUUGCAAGAGAUCUUUCAUCAUCUGGACUGUCUGGGUGAAGGCAAGGUCUCGGCUGAAGAUUUUAAAAUCCUCUGUGAGGUUUUGGGGCUGAACAGUGAUCUGGAGGAAUGGGCUGGUGUUUUGGAUGACAUACCAGAUGAAAUUACAUUCAGGCAGUUUCACGCUAAACUCUGCGGCUAUUUCAGUACGAAAGCUGGGUGCCAGUAUGAAAACGGCAGGCUGCUGGUGGGCAAAGAGAGCGAGCACAUCGAGACCCAGAUCCGACUCAGAAGCCCUCUAAGGCGGAGGACAAAAUCGCUCUCUGUCGGAGAAAGAGGGAGAGGGAGCAGGGGGUCCUCCCCAGCCUCAGAGCGGCAUGCAUCGGAUUGCAGGAAGCCGGGGUCUUGUAGUUGUACCAGGGAAUGCUACGAGGAGAUUGUAGCUCUGGAAGAGGCUGAAGACAGGAUUGUAAAACUUGAAGAUGAGAAUGCAAGUCUAAGGGAGCUUGUAGAGGACAUGCGAGCUGCUCUACAGAGCAGUGAUGCCCGAUCCUUAGCCCUUGAGGUGGGGUUGUGGAAGAGCCACGCUAACCAUGGCGCUGAAGAAGGCUGUUUCAUAGCGAGCAGGAGGCGACUGAACCACAAAACAAGCACCCAGAGCAACAUCAAGUGCUUGCAGAGUUUCCUGGAGGAGAUCGAGCUGAUCCGCAGCUCCAGGGAUGGGCAGAUCGAAGAGGCCAUGAGGUUCAACCAGGAACUGGAGAAGGAGCUGAGGAGGUCGCAGGAGGCUCUGUUCCUUUUAGAGGACUGCAACAGAAACCUCAAGAGGGAGCAGGCAGAUAUGAGGAAGAAAGUGGAAGAUGCCAGACAGGCAGUGCACAGCAGCCUGGGAAAAGUCAAGGAACUGGAGGCCAAAGCCAACCACGUGCCACUGCUGCAGAGGCAUGUUCAUCAACUGGAGUCCGAACUCAACUAUUACAGGUCGGAGGUUAUCCAGCUUCAGCUCCCUCCAUGCAACCCCUUGGAGCAGAAGAGUGGUGCUGCCGCCCUGCAGGAUAGGAGGUCCCCCACCGGCCGUGCAGAGAUAGCGCCUGACAACAUGGAAGAGCAGCUGUUCCGCUCUGUGGAGGGCCAGGCUGCCUCAGACGAGGAGGAGGAGAAGUGGACGGGAGAGCAGCAAUCCCAGGUGGACGAGGUCAAGAGGAUCCUCACCAGGCUGUCCUGCUGUAGGGAUGGAUGCGAUGAUAAAACCAUGAAGAAGCUGUUGUCACAUUUCGGAGGUGCUAAGAAUGAAGAGAGCAGGAGUGCAGUCAUGGAGCUCUUGGACAAAGUUACAAAGUUGACAAAGCAACUUGAGCUGAAAGAGAGCGAGGCCAAGAAAAUGGAGAUGGACAUGGACCAGGUGAAGGACUCUUUGCUGCUGGAGCUGCAGCAGAAGGCCGAGGAGACAGAGCUGCUUCAGAUGGAGCUGCAGAUGCUGGAGACGGAGAGAGUGCGUCUGUCACUGGUGGAGGAGAAGCUCAUGGAUGUGCUUCAGCUCCUGCAACAGCUUAGGGAUCUGAAUGUUUCGCGGAGAUCUUUGGGGAAGAUAUUGUUGAGUACUUUGGAAUCUUGCAGUGACCCACAGCAUGGAAAGGCUCACAUUUUGGAGGUUCUCAAUGCCCUGUACCAUGAACUAGCAGCUUGUGAGCUGUUAACCAGCCCUCCUUUGGAAAGGACUCCAAGUCAUCAGUCCUUGUCAAAUCCACUUCUCAUCUCAUGUUGACAUGGAGCGCCACCUGCUGGUCUGCAAGCAUAUUCUCUGCAAGCACUUUGAAGACCUUGAAACCAAGAAACACUGACCCCAUUGGUGCCUGAGUUCAGAAUUGUAUUUUAUACCAGUACUUCAAUAAAAGUCAGCCUACUGAUAACAUAACGACAGGACUGAGGGCCUCGCUAUCUUGUCUGCUCAAAGGUUGUGUCAAAUUACAUUUUGGUACACACUUUGCAACCUGAAACUAAUGCAGGUGUGAUUUUGUAUCUCUUCAGAAAUGCUUCAGUGCAUGCAACACAAGAGCGCUGCAUUAGCUGUUUGGAAAACAAUUGUAAAUAAUAUUGUAUGCACCUUAUUAACGCCCUAUUAGCUGAGAAGAGCGUGUGGGUUCAUGUAUUUUUUUUCUAUUUUCUACUCUAACCUUUAAGGUGUAAUUAUUACCUUUGUAACAAGCGGUCUCAGUAGAAAACACUAGGAAUUACUUUCAGCUUAUAGGGGAGUGUAAGAUCCAACUUUUUUUACCAUCCAUAUUUAGAAGUAGUAAUACUUCAAUAUCUUUGCUGUCUCUGUGAAACACUAAAAUAGAUCCGCUUGUGUAGCACUAAACUGUUAUUAGUAUUUAAAAAAAAAAAUGUAAUCUCUGAAUAUGCUGUCACAGGAAAUCUAUAAAAGAUCACCUUUAUUAAUAUGUGAUAUUACCUGCAUAGAUUAUUUUAAGAGUAGCAAGCUACCAAAUAGUAACCCUUUUUAAACUUCAGUUGAUAUUUCUUUCAGCUGCAAAUUUAUUUAGGCAACUUUUACAUAAUUAUAUAAUUGGUUCAUCGUAUAAUAAUUAAAAGAUGCAAAUUCAGCGGUUGAACACAGGUUAAUUUGUGCACUUCGGUCCAUGUCACAAACAGCAUGGAAUUAAAAUGUAAUCUUUAUGAAAAAUAAAGAAAUAAAUCUGAUCCAAUCUGAUUCUAGAUCCAACUGUAUAUUCAAUAUUUUCUCAAUUUAGAAAAUCUGUACAUAUACUAGACCUAAUUACGAUAAAUACUGUAUUACACACAAAUAAGCUGUGCUGAUUGAUAUAGCCUCUGUUCAGACAUAAUGCACUUGUUUACCUAUCUGAAGAAGUAAAUGCAGUUUUAGAACUGCUCAAAUGUCUACUAGAUGGGGCUUUUAAAUAAAGAAUUGCAUAUUAACUGCAUUAGCAUGAAAGUAGUUCUUCAAUAAAGUUUGUAACUGUUUAAGUUGA